Hypoxylon trugodes is the source of this 1864-nucleotide messenger RNA. RefSeq names its product Dehydroquinate synthase-like protein. Bases 453 to 1700 code for a protein of 415 amino acids. Gene Ontology annotation, cellular component: mitochondrion. Gene Ontology annotation, molecular function: metal ion binding; alcohol dehydrogenase (NAD+) activity. The transcript is spliced from 5 exons. The record is from RefSeq and is a predicted model, not a curated record. Lineage: Eukaryota; Fungi; Ascomycota; Sordariomycetes; Xylariales; Hypoxylaceae.
UUCUGACAAGGUUCGUAGGCUGAAUCCGGUAAUUCGUUUCUACAACUAAAGCGCUCACGAACCAUCACAGUCGGCUAGAGGGAGAAUACAUCUCUUUGUAAAUAUUCAGACCACACCAAAAAUACCAGUGGUCAAUAUAAGGAAUCAGGGCUUCUACCCAUUAGAUGCCGUUCAAGCACCAUAAAUCAUUAUCCCGAGCACGUGGAUUUACCGGGAAUAGAAACUGGGGUCAGUGACGCAAAUAUGACUUAGAAUACUAAGGAAGCGUGUCGGCUCCGUUUGUGUUACGAGAUGUAGCCAUCCUCAUACCAUUUAAAGGCGCCAGUAUACAUCAUAUUUCGAGACAAUGAAGCCAUUCCACAAGCAAAUUCUUGCGGUUUGUCUAAUUCAUAUCUGCUUCUAUACCCGUACCCCUUGCACUCCAGAAAAGUUUCCACAUUGCUCAAAGCAUCAUGGCAGCUCAGGGCGAAUCUUAUUUUGCGGCUUAUCCACCAAAGCCCAAGCCUUUUAUCUCGCAUGGCUUGACAUUCGAGAAAGCUUGUGCUCACCAUGCCGAGACUACGUUUCAUGCCUCACGCAUUUAUGUCGUGGUAUCCAGGACCAUCAGUAAGACCGAAGCCUUUACAGCCCUCCAGAAAGCUCUCGGCGACAAAAUCGUCGGCGUUCGCUACGGAAUUCUUCCUCAUACGCCGUGGGAGGAUGUGUUCGCCCUCGCCGACGACCUGAAUGCGAAGAACCCGGACCUCAUCAUCACUCUUGGCGCUGGGUCGAUCUCAGAUGGUGUCAAGUUAGCACGCCUCCUCGCCGCAAAUGGCGUAUCGGAAAUGCAAGGGGCCGAUGAGCUCUUCAACAAAUGCUUUGCCGACCUCUCCGACCUCACGAAGGCGCCUGCGGGCGUGAAGCCGGCCACCAUCCCAGUCAUCAACGUACCCACGUCGCUCUCAGGUGGAGAGUUCACUUCAGCCGGUGCUGCCACUAAUCUCAAGACCUUCGAGAAACGUAACCUAUGGCACGAAUCCAUGAUCGCCGAUAUCAUCGUCUUUGACCCCGCGCUAACGGUGUCCACACCCGAGCGCUUUUGGCUGUCCACCGGCGUACGUGGGGUUGACCACUGUACCGAGGGGCUAUAUGCUACCCAGCCGGGCGCGACUCCCGAGCUCCUCGCCGAGAUGGUGAAGGCGCUGCGCAUGCUGCUAGUAGGCUUACUCAAGACUAAGCAGAAGUGGGAUGACCUUGAUGCGCGCUUGCAGACACAGCUUGCGCUGAAAACGGCGACGCGGGCGUUGGAAUGCGGUAUGGGUGCUAGUCAUGGUAUCGGACACCAACUCGGACCUAUGGGCGUGGGACAUGGCGAGACGAGCUGCAUCAUGUUGCCGUUUGUCAUGAAGUACAAUUGGACCCAUGGGGAUGAGAAGGUUCGUGAUUCUCUCCGGCAGGUGGCGUCGGCGUUUUGGGAUGAGCCGGCUGUUGUUGAGGCCCUUGGCUUGAAGGAGGCGGACCGGGACACGAAGGAUCCCGGGGACCUGGUGGCUGCAUUUGUCAGUACGCUGGGCUUGCCCCGGGGUCUGAGUCAGUUCGGCAUCGGGAAUGAUAAGUUUGAGGUCUUGGCGGAGAAUUCGCUGCUGGAUCCGUGUAUUAAAGUGAACCCCGUGAAGUUAGAUAAGGAGAAGGUCAUUGAGAUAUUGAAAAUGGCGGCUUAGAUAACGGGGAUUUGUUGUGCGGAGGGUCCACCGCUGGAUUACUGAUCACAUCAAACCCAUGGGUACUGCUUAUUAGCCUGCAGAGUUUUUUCUACUCUGUGCUCGAUCCUGAGCUGAGCGAAUAUGUUUCAGCCUCUUCGUUAGGAUACUAUGGCGGUCAGCGU